Messenger RNA from Myotis daubentonii (Daubenton's bat), 2191 nucleotides. RefSeq names its product myelin protein zero-like protein 3. Lineage: Eukaryota; Metazoa; Chordata; Mammalia; Chiroptera; Vespertilionidae. Gene Ontology annotation, biological process: neutrophil chemotaxis; neutrophil extravasation; heterophilic cell-cell adhesion. Gene Ontology annotation, cellular component: plasma membrane. Gene Ontology annotation, molecular function: cell adhesion molecule binding. The record is from RefSeq and is a predicted model, not a curated record.
CUGCGCUGCGCCACUUCCGGUGUCACCUGCGCUGUCAGGGCGGUAAACAAGGUGCGCCGCGCGGGAGUCGGGAGACGGGAGACGGUCGGGAUGCAGCCGCCGGGAGCCGCUCCAGGCCGCGUCCCGCUCGCGCUGCUGGGCGUCCUGCUCCUCCGGGGUGUUCACACGGUCCUCACCUUGGAGAUUAAAGUGGAUGCGCAUGUCCGGGGUUACGUCGGAGAGAAGAUCAGGUUGAAAUGCAUUUUCAAGUCGACGUCGUCUGUCACUGACAAGCUCACCAUAGACUGGACCUACCGGGCCCCCAGCAGCAGCCGCACAGAGUCAAUUUUCCACUACCAGUCCUUCCAGUACCCCAGCACCGCAGGCACGUUUCGCGACCGGAUCUCCUGGGUCGGAGACGUGUACAAAGGGGAUGCGUCCAUAAGCAUAAGUAACCCCACGACCAGGGACAACGGGACCUUCAGCUGUGCCGUGAAGAACCCCCCAGACGUGCACCAUAACAUUCCCACGACGGAGCUCACAGUCACAGAGAGGGGGCCUCCUCUGCCUGCCCCUCCCGCAGGCUUCGGCACCAUGCUGUCCUCCGUGGCCCUCCUCUCCAUCCUCGUCUUCGUCCCCUCGGCGGUGGUGGUGGCGCUGCUGCUGGUGAGAAUGGUGAGGAAGUCUGCGGGGCUGAGGAAGAGGAGCAAGUCCGGCUACAAGAAGUCGUCCAUCGAGGUUUCAGAUGAGCUGAAGAUGGAGAGCGGCGUGCUCUGCCUCCUGCGCCUCACCCUGAGGCCAGUGCUGCUGGGCUAUUUCUUGGGCCUGAAUGACCUGAUCGUGUCCUCGCUGGAGCUGACCGUGCACGCGGGUGAGCCCGCCCUGCUGGGCUGCGUGUUCCAGAGCGUGGAAGGGAAACGCGUGACCAAGGUCGACUGGACAUUCUCACCCAGGGAGCACGCCCAGGUCGAGUACGUGCUGUACUAUUACGCCAACCUCAGCGUGCCGGUGGGGCGCUUCCAGACCCGGGCGCGCCUGGCGGGGGCCCUCUCGCACAACAACGGCUCUCUGCUGCUCCAAGACGUGCAGGAGGCCGACCAGGGAACCUACACCUGCGAGAUCCGCCUGGAACUGGAGAGCCGCGUGUUCAAAACCGAGGUGGCGCUGCACGUGCUGCCGGAGGAGCCCCGAGAGCUCACGGUCCAUGUGGGUGAUUCAGCUCCGAUGGGCUGUGCUUUCCAGAGCACGGAAGAGAAGCUCAUGACCAAGGUCGACUGGACGUUCUCGCCAGGGAAGCAUGCCAAGGAGGAGGUGAUGCUGCGCUAUUACCCCACACGCGGGCCCGGGGGGUACUCCCAGAGCGGGGGCCGCUUCCGGAGCCGCGUCGCCCUGGCGGGGGACACAGCGCGCAACGAGGGCUCCGUCCUGCUCCAAGAGGCGCGGGAGUCCGACACAGGAAGCUACACCUGCAGCAUCCACCUGGGGGACCUGACUUUCAGGAAAACCUUCGCGCUGCACGUGAUUCCGGAGGAGCCCCGAGCACUGGUGACCACCGUGGCCCGCAGCCCCGAGGUCCUGGGCAGCAACCAUCUGGUGAUCAUCGUGGGCAUCGUCUGCGCCACUGUCCUGCUGCUUCCUGUGCUCAUCCUGACUGCGAGGAGGAUCCAUGGGAGUAAGAGUUCCGGGACGUCCACAGCCCUGGUGAAGAGCCUGGAGGACAGGGACAAGGCUCCCCCUGAGAAGCACGUUUACUCCUCAAUCAACACGUGGGAGGUGACCAAGGAAGAAGAACCAAGUGACAGAUCAGAGGCCACCUACAUGACCAUGCACCCAGUGUGGCCUUCAGCACUGAAUUACCCGCCUGAGAAAAAGUGGGCCGAGGGAGUGCCCCAAACAGGGCAAGGCUUUUAAGAAGAGUGCCCUCACCUUCCCGAGGCAGAGGCGCCCCUGUGCGGCCUGUCCCUGUGCCAGCCAUGCAGACCCCCCACCCCCACCCCAGCUGUCCUGCCGCCCUGGCCGGCCAGAGGCUGAAGAUGGCCACAGACGUGGGCCCUCUGGAGCGGACCCUGGCUGAGCUGCCCCAGCUGCACCAAGCACCCCAUCCGAUCCAUCCCUCAGGUUGAAUGUGAUCCUGGGAAGAAUCACAGUGAAAACCAACCCGAAUGUUUCCUGUGGCACAUCGUCCCUAAAUAAAUGUGACCUGUGGAUGUCA